Necator americanus (New World hookworm) is the source of this 1209-nucleotide messenger RNA. RefSeq lists its product as uncharacterized. The record is from RefSeq and is a predicted model, not a curated record. The coding region runs from base 1 to 1209 and encodes 402 amino acids. The transcript has 11 exons. NCBI's taxonomy places the organism in Eukaryota, Metazoa, Nematoda, Chromadorea, Rhabditida, Ancylostomatidae.
AUGCACCAGUCUCGUCCCUCUUUGUGGCCUUCGCUUGCUAGUGAUUCUACGAAAAAUGAUGAAAAGGAACAGAACGUGGGAUACAUUUGCGAUUACUCCCGCUGUAGCUAUCUGCCUAUUUACGAUGUCCAUCCGACAAAUACCUAUGCAAUGGAUGACACCCACUGGAGGGCAGCAAACAGUGGUCAAUCGAAUAUGUGUGGCUCUUCCAAUCUACGAGUGUCUUGUGAGUCUUGGAAUCGAGCUACCGACUCACAUAUCGAUGUUCAGUCGUCAAAUGGCUUCUUACCGUAUCGAUCAACCGACUGCUGCAAUUUGGACACCAUUUGUUUCACGUAUGGAGAUGACUUGAUAUGGAGGGACCCAAAUGAAACGUCUAAGAGAUUUGAGCGCGAUAGCGGUGUGGCAUUGUGGGGUGAUCCAGAUGCUGCCAACGCACGACCGGUUCGUAAUUGGCUAGUUGGCGAAGGAGAAGAGGAAGACCUCGAGACUGCUAUGGUUAGUCAAACCAUAUUCCCAAGUAAUGAUGGAGAGACAGAUAUCCAAAAUCAAGAACGAGGGGAUUCUCCACGCGAGUGGCCUUUUCCCUUUCCUAAACCGAUUGCUAAGAACAGAAUUCCUUCAGGAUGGACUGAAUUGCCAUCUAGAGAAAGACAGUGGUCCAUCCAACGAAGCGCUUCAACGAAGACGGCUACUCCUCAAUCAUCCGAACCGCCUGAUGUUUUAGAAUAUAGCCAAAAUUCGCAACCCUUCACCCAAAGCAAUCGCUUAUCUCCUACAGCUGCUCAUUUCAUCAGCCAGCUUCAUGCAUUGAUACCGGGUCUGCGGGCAGCAGAAAUGGAUCUGCUACGUGUUCAAUCUGGCACGCUUAUACUAACCUGCUCUGAGAAACAGAUUAACUAUCUGUCUCUACUCAACGCACUAUUAUUACGGGCAGCACUUCCUAAUAGUAUAGUGAUAAAGGGCAGCGAAACUCAAAAGGUCAACCUGGUGAAAGAUGGAACUAUCCCAGAGGAACUAAUUGCUCGCUGCAUGUCUCAAGAACAGAAGAUAGAAUUGGAUCGUCUUGAAAUUCGGGUUGCUGCAGUAAGGGUAGAGGUUGCAAAUCUUUCGAAGAGGAUACAAGCGAAUACGAGAAAUACUGAUAUUCCCAACGAACGGCUCACUCUCAAAGAACAACCUAUUUAUGACCUCUCUUUUCCGUUAUGA